Messenger RNA from Arachis duranensis, 1490 nucleotides. Its product is annotated as zinc-finger homeodomain protein 10. The coding region runs from base 312 to 1343 and encodes 343 amino acids. Gene Ontology annotation, biological process: regulation of DNA-templated transcription; regulation of developmental process. The transcript has a single exon. Lineage: Eukaryota; Viridiplantae; Streptophyta; Magnoliopsida; Fabales; Fabaceae. The record is from RefSeq and is a predicted model, not a curated record. Gene Ontology annotation, molecular function: transcription cis-regulatory region binding; DNA-binding transcription factor activity. Gene Ontology annotation, cellular component: nucleus.
CUAUUAUCAACAGUCGUCACUUAGCAUCAUCAAACAACAUCCCUUCUCUCCUUUUCCCUCACUCACUCACUCACUCUCUCUCUCUCUCUCUCUCUCACUCAAAGUAAGGUUUUUUUCUCCCUUUCUCCUUUUUAUUCCUCUCUACUUCAUUCAUCUUUGUAAAACUCUCGAAUUGGUCUCAGUAGCAGUUUUAGCUUCAUGGAGUGUGAUACAUGUGUUUUUAUAUACUAAUAAGGCUAACCCUAACAACAUCAUUUCCCCAAAUUGAAAAGCUAGGUUUUAUUUUUUAUUUUUUUAAUCUUUCAACUUAGAUGGAGAUAAUCAGCAACAACGCCACCACCACCAUAACCAACCCACCAAAAUCACCAGAACCCGAAUCAGAAAUUCCGACCCGGAUCCAACCCGCAAACACCAAGCCUGUUUCAUUCUCCAACGGAGUACUCAAGCGUCACCACCCUCCACCACACUACCACCACCAACUCGCAAGCCCUACCGCCGUCACCGCCGCCGUGCCGGUUACCUAUAAGGAAUGCUUGAAGAAUCACGCCGCUAGUCUCGGUGGCCACGCGCUCGACGGCUGCGGCGAGUUCAUGCCGGCGCCAACUGCUACCGCCGGCGAUCCAACAUCCAUCAAGUGCGCCGCAUGCGGCUGCCACCGUAACUUCCACCGCCGCGAUCCCGACGAGCCACCACCACCUCUCUCUCCUGUAAUCGAGUACCAACCUCACCACCGCCAUCACCCUCCACCACCAGCUCCGCCACCUCCUCCGUUCCACCACCACCACCACCGGAGCCCUAACUCCGCCUCACCACCUCCGAUCUCCUCUUCCUACUACCCUUCCGCACCGCACAUGCUCCUCGCUUUGUCCUCGGGCGGCGGCCUCUCCGUUCCACCGGAAAACACCGCCUUACCAGCCUCCAACCACCACCACCACCACCAUCUAAGUUCCCGAAAACGGUUCAGAACGAAGUUCACGCAGGAACAGAAGGAGAAGAUGCACGUGUUCGCGGAACGCGUGGGUUGGAAGAUUCAGAAGCGAGACGAAGAUCUUAUCCAGGAAUUUUGCCAUGAAGUCGGUGUUGAUCGUGGCGUUCUCAAAGUUUGGAUGCACAAUAACAAGAACACGUUUGGGAAAAGAGAGAGAGAACAAGGUAAUAAUAAGAAUGUUCUAGAAGGUCCUGGAAUCAACGGUGCUGAUGACAACAACAACAACAACAAGAGCAAUGGUUUGAACGGUGGGAUGAUGAUGAUGAUGAACGGUGGUGAUGGUAGCGGUCAUGAUGAUGAUGGUAGCGCUGAUGCAAACGGUGCCGGUACUAAUGGCUCUUCCUCUUCUUCUUGAACUCUUUUUUCUUUUUUUUCUUUCGUUUUUAGGGUGAAAAAAAGAAACAAAACGAGAAUAAUAAUGUGUUUAGAUAUGAGGGUAAUUAAUUAAGAGGUGGUACUAGUUAUAAUUAUUAAUUAGCAGUGCUUUUUUGUUACUUUCUAA